Lepisosteus oculatus (spotted gar) is the source of this 1245-nucleotide messenger RNA. The record is from RefSeq and is a predicted model, not a curated record. NCBI's taxonomy places the organism in Eukaryota, Metazoa, Chordata, Actinopteri, Semionotiformes, Lepisosteidae.
UGCACAAAGUGUGCAACGACAGAAAGCGAUCUGAAAACAGUACACAGAGGAAGUACUGUAGCUUGUGAUUAAAACGUUUGUUUUCUGAAAACAUUUUGAUAUAUCCUGUAUAAACUGUAUUUAAAUAUACAGAACGGACCAGAGUAAAACAAGGAAUGGAGGAUGAAAAUGAGGCGUUUUAUCGAGACCUUCCGAAAGUGGAGCUGCACGCACACCUCAACGGCUCUGUCAGCGUACCCACCAUGGAGCGGCUCAUCGCCCGGAAACCCCACCUCAACGUCCAGCACAGCAUGACGGCCAUUCACAAGGGCCAGCGCCGGACUCUGGACGAGUGUUUUCACAUGUUCAGAAUAAUCCACCAAUUAAUUGACAGCGAAGAAGAUCUUUUUAUGGUUACCAAAGAUGUGGUAAAGGAAUAUGCACUGGAUGGAGUGAAAUACUUGGAGCUGAGAAGCACACCCCGCGAAGAGAAGCAUACAGGUCCUUGUAAAAGGAGCUUUUAGUAUUUUAAAAUUUGACUGAAUUGCCUAUUUUAUAGAUUUUUAGUGGCCAUUGACAGGAGGAACGGCCCUGAAGUUGCCAUGGAAACUGUCAAAAUGGCCGAAGACUUCAUGCUGUCCAGUGAUGGGCUGGUAGUUGGGUUGGACCUCAGUGGAGACCCAACAGUGGGCCAUUGCAGAGACCUCAUGCCUGCUCUGCAGAAAGCCCGGAGUGCUGGGCUGAAGCUGGCUCUGCACCUGUCUGAGGUGCCCACCCAGAGGGAGGAGACAGAGCUGCUCCUGACCCUGCCCCCUGACAGGAUUGGCCACGGCACCUUCCUGCACCCGGAGGUGGGCGGGUCCCAAGCGCUGGUGGACGCGGUGAGACAGGGCAACAUCCCCCUGGAACUGUGCCUGACCUCCAAUGUCAAGGGCCAGACCGUCCCUUCUUAUGAGAAGCAUCACUUUCAGUACUGGUACCGCCUGGGCCACCCCUGCGUCUUGUGUGCGGAUGACAAGGGCGUCUUCGGUACUGACCUGUCCCAGGAGUACCAGCUGGCCGCCUCCACCUUCGGCCUGAGCCAGGAAGCUGUGUGGACGCUGUCAGAACAGGCCAUCGGGUGCAUCUUUGCCCCGGAGUCCGUCAAGCAGGAACUGAAGCAGAAGUGGGCUGAUCUUCGCCCAUGUAUCCUCAAAUGACUGUAUUUUUAAUACAGAGAUUUUUUAAAUAGCAUUAAACGUUUCUGCACUGUGCUUAUUCACAUCA